UAAGCGGCCCAUCAAAGUUCGGGGCUUCGUGCCUCUUCUUACCAAAUAACUUUCGGGCCACUUAUCUCGUGCUAUACUAUGUCUUCUUAGUGCUAGGCUUCUUCUUCCUCCCUCUUCUCUCACCAUCCCAGUUGAAGAUGCAAUUGCCAUGUCUCCAUCUCUGCAACUGCAAGACCUUGUCGCCGAUCCCUCUAUUAGGGUUCCGACACAGCCUCAGAUUGGACCACGCCUCGCCCAAUCUCCAUUUUCGCCGGAUUUCCGGCUACGAACCGAGCCAUAGGAGGGCGAAUUGCCAUAGCAAACGUCAUGAGCGCCAUAGCACGAAUUCCCGAGACCGAGCACCGAAACCGAAGGGAAAGAAGGAAAAUAUUUGGAGCCUCGACAAUGAUAUGGCGAAAUCAACGGCUGGGAGAGAGAACGAAAGAUCGAAGCAGGAGAGGAAGAAGAAAGGAGGGCGUGCGGUUCAGGGGAAACGGUCCAGAGGGGGAAGUAUCAUGGUCUCUGGUGCCUUGCUUAUGGAGGUUGAGACUGUCCUCCAGACUCAGGAACCUGUGAUUAGGCCUCUCUGGAAUACGUUUGAAAGUAGCGUGAGUGGGAUAUGGAAAGGGGUUGGGGCAGUUUUCUCCCCCAUCACAGCUGAAAUGGAGCCCAUUGAAAUUGGGAAGAAGGGGAAAGAGGUUUAUGACUGCUAUACUCUUUCCCGCGUCGAAGCUGUGCCAUCUCCAUCUAAAGGGCAGCCGUCUCAAAUACAUAGAAAGAUAAAUUGGGCGACUUUCAAUCCACAAGGUGAAGUGUUGCAGAGUGGUGGAGGUAGUAAUAAAGUAAAAUUUGAGCAUGAAGAAGGGCACGCUUCUUUAUCAUCCAACGGAGCCAUUGAUGCCGGUGUAGGAAAUCAGAUGUUGCCUAAUUAUGAGUCUUUUGACUUGAAAUCGAGUGAUGUGAUGGAAGAAGAUGUGAUGGGCAAUGAACCUGGUCUGGUUUUCUUUGAGGAUGGAUCAUAUUCAAGAGGGCCCGUCAUGAUUCCAGUUGGUGAAGUUGAUGAUUCCAACUACUUCAUGUCUCCAACUUUUAAAUUUGAACAGUGUUUGGUCAAAGGUUGCCACAAGAGACUGCGUAUUGUGCAUACUAUUGAGUUUAGUCAAGGAGGUGCAGAUGUGCAGAUACUAAGAGUUGCCGCAUAUGAAGAACAGUGGGCCAGUCCUGCUAAUCUUGACGACCAAAGUGACGCAGAAUUUGAUUUGAAGCCAUUUUCACAGCGGAGAAGGUUGCGGCCAUCAGAGCUCAUUGGAUCCUGGAAAGUGUUUGAGAUGAGUGCUACUCCAAUUUUUGGUCAGGAGAUUAUAUCGGACAUCAACGACAAUGGUUCUUCCCCGUAUGUCUACCUUUGCACUGAGACCUUGAAGAAGCGGAGCCUGCCAGGAAAUUCUGUCCAUUUUGGUGAAGAAGAGAUGUUAGAUACACAAGAUGUGACGGUUCUUUGGCUCCCAGGUGGUGUGACAGCUUAUGUCGAUGUCAACAAGGAAGGCAUCCUUUGCAUUGGUGUUGGCUGGUAUUCGGAUGAAGGCAUAAACCUUGUGAUGGAAAGGGAUUAUGAUCUGGAUGGAAACUUGAAAGAGGUUCGCUCCAAAACUGAACUCAAACGACGCUGGUCUGAUUAA
Messenger RNA from Linum tenue, 1658 nucleotides. Lineage: Eukaryota; Viridiplantae; Streptophyta; Magnoliopsida; Malpighiales; Linaceae. The record is from the annotation of a GenBank genome assembly.